Rhodotorula graminis WP1 is the source of this 2248-nucleotide messenger RNA. RefSeq lists its product as uncharacterized. The record is from RefSeq and is a predicted model, not a curated record. Gene Ontology annotation, molecular function: zinc ion binding; DNA binding; DNA-binding transcription factor activity, RNA polymerase II-specific. The coding region runs from base 1 to 2214 and encodes 737 amino acids. Gene Ontology annotation, biological process: regulation of DNA-templated transcription; DNA-templated transcription. The transcript is spliced from 8 exons. Lineage: Eukaryota; Fungi; Basidiomycota; Microbotryomycetes; Sporidiobolales; Sporidiobolaceae.
AUGCAGCCGCCCUACGACGCCCACCCGUCGAGCGCUCGAACACCCUUCCCCGUCCCGGCCUCGCACUCGCCCCACGCCAGCACGAGCAGCCACCCGCCGCAGCCGCUGUCCGCCGAGCCGCCAGUGGGACCUUCUUCCACCGCACCUGUCCUAGCGCCCACCGACCCGCACGGCAAGAAGCGCAAGAAGGCACUUCGAGCGUGCGACGAGUGUCGUGCGCGCAAGCUCAAGUGCAUCUGGGUCGAGGAGCGCCACCCGCCCGUCUGCUACGAGUGCGCCAAGCGGUCCACCCCGUGCGAGACGAUCCGGCCGGCCAAGGUCGACCCGCGCAAGCGCGCCAAGCUCGAGGCGCUGCAGCGCACCGGGUCCGACACCAAGCUCGGAGCGACUUCGACCUCGCCCGCCGCGACGGCGUCGCCUGCGUCGACCAAGGGCUUCACGGGCACGAGCGACGGUCUCGACAUGCUCGCGCGCUGCGUCGACCGCGUGUCGAAGCGCAUGCAGGAGCGCAGCCCGUCGCCCGACCAGCGCGCUCCGUCACCGCCGGCGACGCGCAUGCUCGGCGAGACGAGCCUGACGCAGUUCCUGGCGCAGCUCCAAGGGAGCGAGGACCUGUCGCUCAUCGACAAAGAGUACGGCCUGUGGCGCUCGUCGGACGGCUCGGUGCGCACCGUCGUCAAGCGCGCACACGUCCACACGCCACAUCCGCUCGGCACUCUCACGAGCGAGACCGUCCUCGAGCUCGUGCAGCACUUUGUCGACCACGUCCUGCCCCUGUUCCCAGUCGUCACGGUCGCCGAGCUGCGCGCGCUCGACACCCUGUCGCCCGUCGCGCUCCUCGCCGUGUGCGCCAUCGCGGCGUCGUCGAGGAGGUUCUCGUUCGAGCGGUUCGACACGGCGCGCGAGUUUCUCCGGACCGCGAUCGAGAUCCACGACCCGAGGGCGACGGCGAGCCUGCAGAACGUCCAGGCGCUCCUCAUCAUGACGCUCUCGUGCGAGGCGCACGGGCCGAUCUCGACCCAGAACGGCUCGCGCUCGUUCCUCCUCGCCGGCUGCGGCAUUCGGAUGGCGCAAGACAUGGGCCUGCAUCGUCAACCGCCAACCGACCUUCCUCAUGCUCAGCAGCAGGAGCGCAUGCGUGUCUGGAUGUGCUGCGUCAUCACCGAUACCUGCUACUCGGCCUCGCCCGGGCAGCCGUCCAUGAUCGACCUCGACGACUGCUUCGAUUGCUCGACAGCGUUCGAGUCGGACCCGUACCUCGUCGCCCUGUACCAGCUGUGCAUGCUCCUGCAGCGAGCGAUGAAGGCCGUCAACCGUGUCCGCCUCAGCAAGACGACCGACGCCCAGCUCGAGGGCAUCCUCGCCGACUUUGAUGCGUGGCUCGUGCAGGUACCCGACGCGCUCCAGUUCGCCGGGUCCGAGUCGACGGUCCAGGCGGGCAUGCUGCACUCGAUGAUCGUCUGCUUCGAGAGCAUCUUCCUGUCGCCGUUCGUCAAACAGGACGCGCUCCUGCCCGCCCACCUGCACUUCCGACCUUCUCGCGCCCGGUGGUUCGCCGUCGUCAAUCGCGCCGAGAACUCGAUCAACUGGAUGUUGUCGCAGGGCGAGACGCCUCUCGACACGUGGUUCAUCGGCUUCUACAGCCUCAUGCGCGCCGCCUCGGUCCACUUCUUCGCCCACACGCGCACCGGCGACGUGCGCAACCUACGCGCGAUCGAGGCCGUCGCCAACGGGCUCGCUCGCUGGGCCUCGUGGGCGCAGGACGGCCCGCUCGGCGUCAGGGCCAAGGUGCACAAGAUCUCGGCGCUGCUGUGGAGCGCGGCGGCGAGGCGGCAUGCUCCGUCCAUGACUGAGGGUGUGGCGGCGGCGGGCGGGCUUGGCGAGGGCUUGAGCGCGGGUUCGGCAGGCGACGAGGAGCGAGAAGGAGGGUCAGCUUCCGCUUCGACUGCGCCAGGGCCCCCCUCGGCCGCCACCUCGGUCCCCUCGACAUCCCUCGCCGUGCCCGAUCCCCUUCCUUCCCUCUCGGUCCCGACCUCGCCCUCGCUCGUCCCCUCGCUCCCGACCUGGACCACCGCGACCGCCGCACCCGACGCAACCGAGGGCGCGCUGCCCGACUACCUCCAGACCGAGUGGCAGGGCUGGUGCGACUCGCUCCUGACGGACAAUCUCGGGUGGGGCUUUCUCGAGGACGCGGCGUUGCCGGGCUUGCUGUAGACGCUCUCGAGCCUGCAAAGCUGUCCUCUCCUCC